CUUGAAGUUGAACUUGAAGCUGCAAAGCGCUGUCACUGUCAGAAGUUGAACAAAGAAAGCAGAGCUUAGGCGGGCUCAGGAAGGGCGUUGUUGAAAGAGGGCGCAUCAGGGAGAUAAGCUUGAGGAGCAGCAUUCUGCUGUGGUGGCAGCAAGUCAUGGCUUUGACUGCGGAGGCUGCCGUCAGUGGCAAUUUGCAACCAUUCACUGCACGCUCUUUCCAUAAAGAUGGCGCUCCGGCAGACCAUGUUGAAACUUCGCGCUUGCAUCCAGGAAGAUUGCGUGCAAGAGCAGGAUCUCCGCUUCUUUUUAGCAUUCAAAAGGUUCCUGCUGCCCCUCAGAUACACUGCUUGCAGAAAAGUGAGUCAGUCAGUGGUUUAGAUGGAUUCCCCAGCAUUUUCUUGGAGCGUUCUCACAGCCGGUGGGCUAAACGAAAAGGUAGAUGCAGAAGAGUGCGGCAACAUGCUGUUGCUAAGUGUGAAAGUGGCGGGUCGCCAGCAAGGUUUGACGUCGCUCCAAAAAUGUCCAUGAUGGACGUCUUUGAGGUGUUGGCGAAUCGACUCAUCACAAGCGCAGCCUCAAUACCACCAGGCCAGAAGUACAUGGUUGGGGUCGCUGGUUCUCCUGGCUCUGGGAAGACAACUCUAGCUCGAAGUGUGACCGCACUCAUUAACUCGAAGCAGUCUGAUCCCGACUUGGCUGUCAGCGUCCCCAUGGAUGGCUACCACCUGUACAGAAAGCAACUCGACCAGAUGCCGGAUCCAAAAGAGGCGCAUGCAAGGCGGGGCUCUCAUUGGACUUUUGAUCCAGUCGGGUUGCUAUCGACAUUGAAAACGAUUCGAGAGAAGGGGCGAGCUGCGGUUCCCAGCUUCGACCACGGGGUAGGAGAUCCAGUUGACGGGGAUAUCGAAGUAAAGCCAGAGAACCGCAUAGUGAUAGUCGAGGGCAACUACCUUCUUUUGGAUGAGGACCAUUGGAAGGACCUUCGAGACCUCUUCGACGAGACUUGGUUCCUCGAAGUUGACAUUGACAUCGCAAUGAGGCGAGUUUUAAAUAGGCACAUCAAGACCGGAAAGCCGCCCGACGUGGCUGCAUGGAGGGUUAGCUACAACGAUCGGCCCAAUGGGUUGUUGAUUGCUGAAACUGCGAGUCGAGCUGAUCUGGUGAUACCGUCUUUGGAUAUGGUGAUCGGAGAAGGUUGAGCCCCAAUGUGUCAGAUUUUAUAUGGCUGCCAUUUUUCCACCAACAGUCCGCUGAUUGCGCACGCUUGAGUCGUCGUGUUCGCCCCGCGAGUUCGGUUCGGUGUCGUGGGGGUGUCGUACCCGAAGAUGCAUUGGUGUAUGGCACUAGAAGUCAAAACAUCAAUCUCAAAUUCAUGGAAGUGAGAAGCAAAGGAAACUGAUCUGCGAAAUUGGCGUAUGGUUCCUUGCUCCAGCGAACUUUGAUACGACCGCAUGUCUCGAGGGGAAGUAUAAAAGCCUGU
Klebsormidium nitens is the source of this 1480-nucleotide messenger RNA. The record is from the annotation of a GenBank genome assembly. Lineage: Eukaryota; Viridiplantae; Streptophyta; Klebsormidiophyceae; Klebsormidiales; Klebsormidiaceae.